Messenger RNA from Schistocerca americana (American grasshopper), 1916 nucleotides. Its product is annotated as tubulin alpha-8 chain-like. Gene Ontology annotation, biological process: mitotic cell cycle; microtubule cytoskeleton organization. The coding region runs from base 1 to 1569 and encodes 522 amino acids. Lineage: Eukaryota; Metazoa; Arthropoda; Insecta; Orthoptera; Acrididae. Gene Ontology annotation, cellular component: cytoplasm; microtubule. The transcript has 6 exons. Gene Ontology annotation, molecular function: GTP binding; structural constituent of cytoskeleton. The record is from RefSeq and is a predicted model, not a curated record.
AUGCCAGUCACAACCACCACGCGCUCUCUUAAACCAAAUGAUAACAACAAAUUAGCUAUUCUCAAAAGGCUAGCAAACUGUGCAGAAUUAGUACAUGCAAUGACAUUCGCAUUGGCAGAAAGUGCCAGCCCAAGAGUGUCACUGACUGACCACAAUCCCACAGGGGCUCUAACUGUCAAAUACCAAUGUACUCAAAAGUCUAGCUGCCCCUCAGCGCUGUGUUCGCAGCGGGAGUGCGUGUCGGUGCACAUCGGGCAGGCCGGCGUGCAGAUCGGCAGCGCGUGCUGGGAGCUGUACUGCCUGGAGCACGGCAUACAGCCCAACGGCCGCAUCCCCUCCGACAAGGUGGCCAUCGACACCGAGUGCUACACCACCUUCUUCUCGCAGACCGAGGCGGGCAAGAUCUCGCCACGCGCGCUCAUGAUAGACCUCGAGCCCACCACCAUUGACGAGGUGCGGACGGGCAGCCACCGCGACCUGUACCACCCGCAGUCGCUGGUGGCCGGCAAGGAGGAUGCGGCCAACAACUACGCGCGCGGCCGCCACUCGAUCGGCGGCGAGAUGAUCGACACGGUGCUGGACCGCGUGCGCAAGGUGGUCGACGGCUGCGAGAGCCUGCAGGGCUUCCUGCUCUUCCACUCGUUCGGCGGCGGCACCGGCUCCGGCUUCACCUCGCUCGUCAUGGAGAAGCUCUCCGAGGAGUUCUCCAAGAAGAGCAAGCUCGAGUUCGCCGUCUACCCUGCGCCACAGGUAUCUACGGCGGUGGUGGAGCCGUAUAACGCGGUGCUGACGACGCACGGCACCAUGGAACACUCGGACUGCGCCUUCAUGGUGGACAACGAGGCCAUCUACGACAUCUGCCGUUCGCGACUGGGCAUCGGCAGGCCGCGCUACAUCAACCUGAACCGCCUGGUGAGCCAGGUGGUAUCCUCCAUCACGGCGUCGUUGCGCUUCGACGGUGCCCUCAAUGUCGACCUGACCGAGUUCCAGACCAACCUAGUGCCCUUCCCGCGCAUUCACUUCCCUCUGGCCGCGUACGCGCCCGUCGUGUCCGCGGACAAGGCCUACCACGAGGGCAUGUCCGUCGCGGAGAUCACGGCCGCCUGCUUCGAGCCGAGCAACCAGAUGGUCAAAUGCGACCCGCGGGCAGGCAAGUACAUGGCCUGCUGCAUGCUGUACCGCGGCGACGUCGUACCCAAGGACGUGAACGCCGCCAUCGCCACAAUCAAGAACAAGCGCGGCGUCCGCUUCGUCGAUUGGUGCCCCACUGGAUUCAAGGUUGGAAUAAACUACCAGCCCCCAACUGAAGUGCCUGGUGGGGAUUUGGCUAAAGUGCAUCGUGCAGUGUCAAUGCUAAGCAACACAACAGCCAUUCAAGAAGCAUGGGAGAAACUUGACAGAAAAUUUGACUUGAUGUACGAAAAACGUGCCUUUGUACAUUGGUACACACGAGAGGGUAUGGAAGAAAUGGAAUUCUCUGAAGCCCGUGAAGACCUGGCUGCUCUUGAAAAGGACUAUGAAGAGAUUGCAGUUGACACUGAACCCACACCUGUUGACAGUGAAUACUAACUUUUCCACAUAAAAAGUAUGAUGCUGCAAAGAGAUUCUGACAAAUAUAAUCAGAGUGUACAAACAAAAGAAAUGUGGGCUUUACACAAAGAUCUGUGCGUGCUUCCAUCAUACUGCAUCACGUUAGGUGUAAUAGCACAAUAUCACAGGCUGUCUAGAUCUGCAAGCAUUCCACCCAUACUUUCUCCCAGAUUUACUGAAGGUCUUAUUCCUGUAUGCCAUUAGUCAUGUUUGGCUCAUUUACCUUUUUCUUGUACUUAUACUGUGGAGAGGUGAGACGGAAUAAAAACUUUUAUCUACAUUUUUUGGCAGAAGGUUGAAAAGAAACUGUGUUUUUGAGUGGUGAU